UCCGAUGAUACGCCACGUCAUCGAUCCGGUUCAUUCCGAAAUUCCAACGGCUGAGAUCUAUCGGCCUGCAUUGCUACUCUGAAGAACGAACAAGCUGCUCUAUUCCCCUCUCUCUUCCUCGAAAAAUUCUGAAAUUUAAUUUAAUUUUCCUGCGAAAAUUUUCCUGAAUUUUUCCUUGCAAAUUCCUGGAAAAAAUGGCUGUUUAUGAGAAAGAGAGGAGCUUGGAAGAGCUGGAGAGCGAGGAGGAAGUUGAGGAAGUCGUCGACGGGGACGACGAGGGGGAAGUCGAAGGCGGCGAAGACGACGACGGGGAAGACGAUGACGAAGACGAAGACGACGUCGAUGAUGAUGAGGAUGAGCAAGAAGCUCCGCCGAACUCCGCUGCUCCGGAGGUUCACACUGUAGACGACGACGACGACGAUGAGGAUGGUGACGGCGACGACGGUGAGGAGGACGAUGAAGGCGACGACGAUGAUGACGAUGACGACGAUGAAGACGACGAGGAUGAGGAAGGCGUAGAAGAGGAGGAGGAUCUGGGAACGGAGUACCUUGUCAGGCCAUGUGCUACUGCUGAGGAUGAGGAAGAUACGAGUGAUUUUGAGCCUGAAGAGAAUGGCGAGGAAGAUGACGUUGAAGGAGAGGAGGAAGAGGAUGACGACGAUGAUGCUGGUGGGAAAGUUGAGGCCCCACCGAAGAGGAAAAGGUCGGGCAAAGAUGAUUCUGAUGAUGACGGGGGAGAGGAUGAUGAGAGACCAUCCAAGCGGUAAACUCAUCUUGGAUGGGACCCUGACCAUUUCGAUCUGUAGGUCAAUAUUCGUCUCCUUUCCUCAUUCUGUUUAGUCCAUGUCCUCCAUCCAUAGAAAGAAGGCAAUGACGCCCCGUGCUCCUUUCUUGUACUAUGACAGUGCUGUAGCCAGCCUUGUGGUUUUGAGUUGACUCCAUCCUGGACAUGCAUAUAAUCAAUCUGGUCUGGAUAAACGGUUUAGUUAGUCAUGUAAUCUUAAACCUCUUUAGAGAUUAGUUGUUUGUUGUUCAGUAGAAGGAUGUGUUGUUGCAUUUUAAUUUCCCAACCUGGUACUGCUAUAUGGUCUCUGUGUUUUCUGUUGUAUUUCCUGAACUCAUAUAUAUGCGCUAUUAUAUUGGUCUUUUA
Ipomoea nil (Japanese morning glory) is the source of this 1150-nucleotide messenger RNA. RefSeq names its product prostatic spermine-binding protein-like. Lineage: Eukaryota; Viridiplantae; Streptophyta; Magnoliopsida; Solanales; Convolvulaceae. The transcript is spliced from 2 exons. The coding region runs from base 195 to 767 and encodes 190 amino acids. The record is from RefSeq and is a predicted model, not a curated record.